ACAGACCAGGCUAAUACAUCCGGGUGAGUGGAGCUGUAAAGUUUUCUUCGUUUAUUUAAGAAAGUUGUAAAUUCGUGGUAAGUCUAUUUGUAAUUAUUCGAAAAAUAAUGAAUACAAUCGGGAAUUACAGAUACAUUGCUUUUCCCCAACAAUCAUCUUUAUGGCGGGCGUAAUUUUGGAAACAAUAAGUAAUAAAAAACUAAUUGGCUUCGGUCUAUUCUUAUUGGUUUGUCAAAUAGCCGGAUUUCUACUCGGUGGAUUAAUAGGUAAGAACCCAUUGCACUAAGAAUUCAAUUUAGAAGCAAUAAAAUCUGUACGAGGUAGCACUGUGCAAAUAGGCCUACAUGUUUUGUUUAAUAUUGCAGAGGCGAAGCCAUCUCACGUAGUUUCUAUAUUGGGUACACCGUGUUGGAAGAAUCCAUACAGCAAUGAAAUAGUUUAUACGAGACAAUUGAAGUACAAUUCAAGUACUGGAGAGAAAUGUCAUGUUGUAAGGAUAAUCUGUUAUCAAUAACUAUAGAUGGCGCUGUUGUACCUGUAACAAGCUAAUUUGUAUUUAUCUAGCAUAUGGGAAACAUGCACUGCUUUCCUUUAAAGAAAGUUACCUUAAUAGUAUUUUUGUACAACUAUCUUUCCCUAAGACUACGUAGAGCCAGUUAUACGCCAAUAUUAUCCCUUAGUUUACUCCUUCAUUGUCAAAGUGUUCUUUCUAUUAUUAGCCUACCGACCAUGCAGAAGAUUUUCCUCAACAUAUAGUCUUUGUCUUCCAAAUGCCCUUACCAAGAGAUAGUAUUGAUCUAAAAAUGUCUCGAUGGUUUCAAUAUAUGGUUGGCGUGAUUCACAUUGAUUGGAAACCUACUACUGGAAAACAAGCAUCACUUUCAAAUUCAGAAUUGGCGUUGAAUGUUAAAUUAGGCUACAGAGAUGAAAGAACAAAUUGGACAGUUAUGGCUCAAUCAACAGAAAAACGAUCAUUAGAUUGCGUUAAAGAAAAGGAUUAUUAUGAAUGCGAUAUCAUUCCUCUAUACGAAAUUGGAAGUGUUCAUCACGAUUUCUAUCUCUUGAAUUUAAUGUACAAUACAACAAAAGUUCGAGAUCUACAAAUAGACAGUAUAUACUUGCACGUAAUUCUACAAACGGGAGGUUUUACCAGAGUUUGGCUAUCUUUGAAAACUGUCACAUUUCCAUUGAUUAUUGGUCUUGUAAUAUUUUUUUGGAAUCGUAUAAGAAAGUUAUCUAGAUCUGCUAAUUUAUUGGAAAAAAUCAUAUUUGGAAUGGGACUAACAUUGGCAUUUCUUGACUGUCCAAUUGAAUGGUUAACUCUAGGAAUGAAAAUUCCAUUUAUGUUAUUGUUGAACGAUAUUCGUCAAGGUAUUUUCUAUUGCGCAUUGCUAAGCUUUUGGAUUGUUUUUUGUGGAGAGCAUAUGAUGGAUAAAGUCAUCAGAAAUCGAGUUUCUGUCUAUUGGAAAGAACUUACGGCUGUUGGUAUUGGAUCCCUAUGUCUUUUUAUCUUUGAAAUUUGCGAGAGAGGAGUUCAAUUAACCAAUCCAUUCUUUACUAUCUGGGCUGAUAACAUUGGAAAGAGAGUUGCUGUUAAAGAAGGUAAUUGGAAGUGGGGUACUGGCUCCUGGCAUGCCUCUGAAGAUGAUGAUAGUGAAAAUCUUGACUUGGACGAAACUCAACCUCUUGAAUAUACGAGCGCUUUCUUUACGGGAGUAUUUUGUAUGUGGAACAUAUACGCGGGAUCUUUACUAUUUUUAUACGCUCCAUCAAAGAAAAAUCCAAAUUUACCCGAAGAUGAACAAUCAGACGAAAGAGGAGAAGAGAUAGAAUUUAGCCAAAUAAAUUCUGAGGCUGUAGCAUUAGCUCCUCGAAGCCGAGAGAAUGAUGGACAAAAUUCAUUUUUAAGCACACUUCAAAAAUCAGCAAUGGAUUAA
This is a messenger RNA of Dimorphilus gyrociliatus, 1937 nucleotides long. NCBI's taxonomy places the organism in Eukaryota, Metazoa, Annelida, Polychaeta, Dinophilidae. The record is from the annotation of a GenBank genome assembly.